Priapulus caudatus is the source of this 357-nucleotide messenger RNA. RefSeq names its product tolloid-like protein 1. The record is from RefSeq and is a predicted model, not a curated record. The annotation marks the transcript as partial. NCBI's taxonomy places the organism in Eukaryota, Metazoa, Priapulida, Priapulimorpha, Priapulimorphida, Priapulidae. The transcript has 2 exons.
AUGGCAGGUGGCUGCCAUCACCGCAUCACAGCUCCCACAGGUGAGAUAAGCUCACCCAACUGGCCCAACUACUACCAGAGUCGCAAGGACUGUGAGUGGUAUCUGGUGACUACGCCUGGACACCGAGUGAAACUGGCGUUUGGUUUCUUUGAGAUGGAGCCGCACCAGGAGUGUGCGUACGACCACAUCACGCUAUACGAUGGUAACGCAACGGCGGCACAGACGCUUGGACGGUUUUGCGGCAGCAAGAUCCCUCAUCCGAUCGUAUCCAGCGGCAACCGCCUCCUCGUCACCUUCCACUCUGACGCGUCCGUGCAGCGCCGCGGGUUCCUCGCCCGCCACGUGUCCGGUGAGUCG